Molecule: messenger RNA, 1384 nt
Organism: Uranotaenia lowii
Lineage: Eukaryota; Metazoa; Arthropoda; Insecta; Diptera; Culicidae
Product: acetylcholine receptor subunit beta-type unc-29-like
Exons: 8
Coding region: 56-1360 (434 amino acids)
Biological process (GO): chemical synaptic transmission; monoatomic ion transmembrane transport; nervous system process
Cellular component (GO): membrane; synapse; neuron projection
Molecular function (GO): neurotransmitter receptor activity; extracellular ligand-gated monoatomic ion channel activity; transmembrane signaling receptor activity
Source: RefSeq, a predicted model, not a curated record
AGAUAACGUUCCGGUGAUCCGCGAGUAGUUCGUUGCAUAAAUUCAUCCAGUCAAGAUGGGCAGUUCGGUGAAAGCAGUGAUAAUUUUCUUGUUUUGCGUCUGCGUUUCGUUGGAUGUUACUCAUGCUGCGGGACAACAACUACAGCUGAAGAUUAUUGAGAAUAUUCUAACCAAUUACAGCAGUUCCGUUUGGCCAAAAAAUGAAACCGAUGAGCCCGUUUCCUACACAAUGGAGCUGCAAAUCAAAGAAUAUGAUGUGAAUACAAAUGCAUACGAGUUCAUGACGUUGGGAAUGAAAUCAUAUUUCAUAUCGACUUGGAAAGAUCACAGGUUGACAUGGAAUCCAGCCGACUUUGGCCAAGUGGAGUUUAUCUUCAUGAAGCCAGAUAAAAUCUGGCAGCCCAAAUUCGUUUCCCAACUGAAAAUUGAAGAUUUGUGGGUGAGAUGCUAUGUUUCAAGAUGUAUUAUUAAUCACGUUGGAAAGGUGACAUGUGAGCAGCAUUGCGUUUUCAAUGUUAAUUGCAAUGAACAAACCGAGCGUUGGCCAUUCGAAACAAUAUAUUGUAGCAUUCAAAUGGGUUCCUGGGAUUAUUUAGAAAUGGAAUCGUAUAUCUCUGGGCUGGAGGCUAAAUUGGUGAAGAAGACUUCCGACUACAAAGGUCAUUGGAGGAUCAUUUCCAUACAGAGUUCUAUAAAAAGGCGUCGUUCUCAAUUCCACAACAAAUUAUACCCAGUGGCGUCCAUAGCAUUUUCCUUAACAACACGGAAUGGAUUUUACUUCAUCAUGCUGACUAUUCCUGCCCUAUGUGUGGCAGCGCUCAAUCUGUUGGCUCUUACGAUGCCAAUAAAGAACAAUAUGCGAUAUGCAGUGCUUCUGGGAAACUUGCUUAUACAUUUCCAAUAUUUUCAAUAUUUAGUGUACCUUUUGCCGAGAUCACCUCCAGUAAUUCCUUCAAUAGUUGCGUAUUUCCGGGACUCAAUCGUUGUUACCGUAUUUAUGCUGGUAGUGAUAACAAUUUCCAAAAAAAUGAACUCCAAUCAAUAUCCACUUCCAAGACUGGUCGAUUCGGUAAUAAGCAUUUUGGAUGCAAUCCCGUACAGCGAUUGGAUUUUGCCGGCUGAAGACAAAAUCUCUGUCCAGCCCUUGCACGAGAUCCAUUCGGCGGAUGAAACUGGCCUAGUGGCCUCAAAUCCAGUGGCUCAGAUGUACGCCAAGCAGUGGAAUCGUUUCUGUUUGAUCCUGGAGCGAUUGAUUCUGGUUAUUACGGCAUCCGUCUAUCUAAUCAUGAUAUUAUCGAUGGUUCCUUCCAAAACUUGGGAUCAUGACGAGGAUUCGUUGCGUUAUGUUGAUCCAGAAUAAUAAAGCAGUUGAUGAUGAAUGGAA